AUGGUGUUCCCUGUUGAUCUGCUGGAUAAUUGCAGUCAUGAGGAAUUGGAAACUUCUGCUGAAGAUUACAUGUCAGACCUCAGGUGUGGGGACCCUGAAAAUCCAGAAUGUUUUUCUUUUCUCAAUAUUACGAUUCCUAUCAGCCUGUCAAAUGUAGGCUUUGUGCCUCUGUAUGGUGGAGAUCAGACCCAGAAAAUUCUUGCUCUUUUUGCACCUGAGGACUCACUCACAGCUGUGGCUCUUUACCUUGCUGAUCAGUGGUGGGCUGUUGAUGAUAUUGUGAAAACAUCUGUCCCUUCUAGAGAAGGGCUUAAACAGGUGAGCACUCUUGGGGAGAGAGUGGUUCUGUAUGUUCUGAAUCGAAUUAUUUAUAGAAAACAGGAAAUGGAGAGAAAUGAGAUCCCAUUUCUAUGUCAUAGCAGUACUGAUUAUGCUAAGAUUCUGUGGAAGAAAGGAGAGGCCAUUGGGUUUUAUUCAGUUAAGCCUACAGGAAGUAUAUGUGCCUCAUUUCUUACCCAAAGCUACCAGUUGCCAGUUCUUGAUACAAUGUUUGUGAGAAAGAGAUACCGAGGCAAAGAUUUUGGGCUUCAUAUGCUGGAAGACUUUGUUGAUUCCUUUACAGAAGAGGCACUUGGCUUGCGGUACCCACUAUCCUCUCUCAUGUACACAGCUUGCAAGCAAUACUUUGAAAAGUACCCGGGAGAUCAUGAACUCCUUUGGGAAGUUGAAGGUGUUGGACACUGGUACCAGAGAGUACCAGUUACCAGAGCAUUACAGAGAGAAACACUUAAAAUUACAGCAGCAUCUCAAAAUGAAGCUCAAAGACCUGUGUUGGGAGAAUAUGGUCUUGCAUCUGUUCCAGAAUAUGAAGCGGGAACCGGAGACAAUCAGUCUAGUGAGGUGCAUCUGACUAUUGAUUCUCUGCAAGAUGCCUUUGCAAGCACUUCAGAAGGUCAUGGUAAAACACCUAUUUUAACUCAAACUCGAAGCAGUCAUCUAAAGCGGCCAAAGAUUGGAAAAAGGUUUCAGGAUUCAGAAUUUAGUAGUUCUCAAGGCGAGGAUGAGAAGCCUCCCCAGACUUCACCUGCAGCUUCAAUAAACAAACUAGAGUCUACUGCACGCACGUCUGAGAGCUCAGAAGAAUUCCUAGAAGAAGAACCGGAAGAGAGUGUGAUUGAAUAUGAAGAUGAAAACAGUGAUAAAGAUGCACGGCCAACACCAGAAACCCACCCAUGCCUGGAAAAGCAAGAUGGUGAAAAGGAAUCUGAAUUAGAGCCUAUGAAUGGGGAGAUAAUGGAGGAUACUCUUAAGACCUCGCUUAUAACUGAAGAGGAGGAUUCCGCUGUUGAUGUUUUAGAUGAAGAGUUGAAAUUGCAGUCCUUCAGCUCCAAUGAAGACUCUAUGACUCUUGUUCCACUGGUGGUAGAAUCUUCAAAGCCUCUUGAAGCUGUUGCACAGGAUAAGACUCCACACAUAACUGACUCAGAACCGUUCACAGAAGAAAGCCCGUCUGAUGAAAAAGGGCACACUGAAGAGAAACUGCCACUAGUUUCGAGAAAGCAAGCCCAUUUUGGGAGUUCAGAUGCUGCUACUACUAUCCCAAAUGAAGAACGAUCUGACAGUGGUUUUCCAAACUCUGUGGUAACUGAAUUUUCUGAAGAAUCGAUCUCUGAAAAUUUAUCACCCAACACUACUUCGUCUUUGGAAGACCAGGGAGAGGAGGGGGUCCCCGAGCCCCAGGAAACAUCUCCUGCUCUUCCUCAGAGUUCUUUGAUAGAGGUUGAACUUGAAGAUGUGCCGUUUUCACAGAAUGCAGGACAGAAGAACCAGUCAGAGGAGCAGUCCGAAGCAUCUUCUGAGCAACUGGACCAGUUUACACCUUCAGCAGAGAAAGCUGUGGAUAGCAGCUCAGAGGAAAUAGAAGUGGAAGUGCCUGUUGUAGACAGGCGGAAUUUAAGAAGAAAGGCCAAAGGGCAUAAAGGACCUGCUAAAAAGAAAGCCAAGCUAACCUGAAAGAAGAAAUGCAGAUGAUAAAUCCUCCUCUUUGUAACAUAAUUGUUGUUUUUAAAAUAUUAAUAAAUGCAUGGGGCACGGGAGAACAUUUCUAAAAUUUCAAUUUGAACUUACAUAUGAUGCAGUUUUUCUCUCCCUCUUAGGACCUAGGAUUCGCCAUUCUUUUUAAUUUUUCAGGCUAUUUUGUGUAAAUACAAUAUUUUAUUUUUAUUAACCAUAUUUCAAUUUUGGGAAGCCAGAUCAUACUAUAUUUUCAUCUUUAGCAGGUAGGGACAUCUGACCAUUAAUUUCAAAAAUAUAUAAAUUAGAAAAAUCCUGUGAAAGU
Molecule: messenger RNA, 2338 nt
Organism: Orycteropus afer afer
Lineage: Eukaryota; Metazoa; Chordata; Mammalia; Tubulidentata; Orycteropodidae
Gene: FAM169A
Product: family with sequence similarity 169 member A
Source: RefSeq, a predicted model, not a curated record